Molecule: messenger RNA, 877 nt
Organism: Caenorhabditis angaria
Lineage: Eukaryota; Metazoa; Nematoda; Chromadorea; Rhabditida; Rhabditidae
Source: the annotation of a GenBank genome assembly
AUGGCCAAUACAUAUCAAGCUGUUGCAAAUGCUAAAACAACCAAGGAACGAUUUUCAGCAUUCAAUUCGAUUUUUAAAGGAGCAGGUGAUUUUAUUUGAUUGAUAUUUUAGAAUUUUUAAAUUUUUAAAUUUAAAAAAUUCAAUUUAGCAUGGACUGGUUUUAAUUAUCUAUUGAUUUUCACUAUUCCUAUAAUUUUCAUCGGCGUUGGAGUUUGGAAAGUUGAGGAAUGCUCAUUGGCUCCAAAAUUUCCGAUUUGGUUAAUUGUCACUGGAGUUUUGGUAGUGAUUGAGAGAUCUAUUAGUCUUAUAGUUCAGAAAAAGGUGAUUUUUUUCUACAUAUGUAGAUUUAAAUGGAAAACUGUUGUUUUUUUUGCAGAAAAAUUUCGUCGACGCAGAAUUUCCACAUACUGAAAAUGAAACUGAAGAGGAGACUGCGAAUCGUAAGAGUCAACGAAGAGCUCAUUAUCCAACUCUUUUGAUUUUCAUUUGUUUUGCGUGUCAAUUUGUUCAAAUGAUUUGGUAUGUGGUCAAAAUUUGAAAAUUGGCGGGAGAGGAAAGGUCAAAAAUUUUUUUUGCUAUUUCUGAUCUGACCUUCUGCCCGAAGAUUUCUGACGGUGAUCAGAAUAUUUCAAGAACAAUCUGAAAAAUGUCGAAUUCCAGGUCAUUUACUGGCCUCUUCUUUGUCAUCAGAAGUUUUGGAGCAGAAGGAACAUGUCACUGGGCUCCAUAUUGGUUGACUACACUCACAGUCCUUCUUCCUUGGAUCUUCAUAAUGACGUUAUGCCCAGCUUGUUGUUGUGCAUGUUGCGUUCUUGCAUCAAAAGCGGGAAAAUCUUCCGACGGAAAUGCUGAACAAGAAGCCACUGCAAACGCAUAA